CAGAAGAAAUUAGGGGGGGAAUGAGGAGUGUAGAACGUGGCGGGAGUUCUUGGCAACUGUCUGUUGGCCUUCAUUGUCCAGGUGAAUGUCCGCUCUGACAAAUGGGAGCCCAUGACCUUCACUGCCAGCUUGGACGACAGAGUGAAGAAGAUUCAUGAACAUGUGCGAUCCAAGACCAAGGUUCCUGUGCAGGAACAGGUCCUUCAGCUGGGCGCGCAGACCCUAAAGCCUCUGAGAAAGCUGUCAUCUUACUGCAUUGACAAGGAGACCACCAUCCACCUCACCCUGAGGGUGGUGAAGCCCAGCGAUGAGGAGCUGUCCGUGUUUCUGGUGGAGUCAGGUUCUGAGGGGCAAAAGCAUCUCCUCCAGGUGCGAAGAUCAAGCUCAGUGGCCGAAGUGAAAAAGAUGAUCGAAACCAAGACUGCUGUGAGCCCCGGCAGGCAGGUUGUGAUUUGCAACGGCAAGAAGCUGAAAGAUGGGAAGACCAUGGCCAAUUACGGCAUCCGAGAGGGCGCUUUCCUCUACUUGAAGUUCCCCUGCAUUGGGGAGUGACGAUGCUGGGGGGGUGAUGGGAGGAGAAGAGGGCUUGUUUCCUGUUAGCGCUUACUCAGCAACCACAUCCUUCGAUGUCUCAAAAUUAGUGAGAAAGACCUACGGGGAGAGCGGGUUUGCAGUGGGGUGUUUGCCGGCAGAACGCUUUUUAACGCUACGCUUUUUGAUUCUAACGUAGUUAGUGGCAGGAUCGUGUGUAUCCUGAGCACAGAAGAUAACAUUGUUAAGGCACAUUAGAGAGAGCACUGAAAGGCAGCUUGCAGCGCAAUACCUUCUUGGUUCCCUCUGACUUGUAGAAAACCCCAUUUCCUUUCCUAUUCAACAACAUAGUAGGUUCUGGGCUGGGAUCAAUUUUCUCCUAAUUUCUGUGUGUUCAUCUAUGUGUAAGCCGGUGCUUCAUCUAUCAUAUCACUAGGUAACUGUUGAAACAAACUGCACUUCCACUUACAGAGAAACAGUGUAAUGAUUGAUUAUGAAGUGAAUUAAUUACUCUGACAUGAUCACAAUUUAGUUAAUAAAGAUUUUCGAAAUUCAGUUAAA
Molecule: messenger RNA, 1092 nt
Organism: Miniopterus natalensis
Lineage: Eukaryota; Metazoa; Chordata; Mammalia; Chiroptera; Miniopteridae
Gene: UBD
Product: ubiquitin like modifier D
Biological process (GO): response to tumor necrosis factor; positive regulation of canonical NF-kappaB signal transduction; ubiquitin-dependent protein catabolic process
Cellular component (GO): nucleus
Molecular function (GO): proteasome binding; protein binding
Source: RefSeq, a predicted model, not a curated record